AUGAAUAUUUUUGCUCAAUUUUGUGCAACCAUGGGAGCUGAGACUAAAUUUGAGAAAGUAAGCACUCAAACCUAUACACUCUAAAGGCCAGAAUCGCUGCUACUUACACCAAUACGAAUCCCCCAAGAGAAGAGGAUAUUAGAUAGAUUCUAGCUACACUUUCAGGAGAAGACUUACAAACAAAUGCUUAGACAGCGUAUGGUUCCUUAGUGAGGAGGUUGAAAUUAUAAAACAACGAUGAGAAUGGCUGGAUGAUGAUCAUAAAAACUUUGAUAAUCAUAGAUAGGUAUUGGGUCAAAAAAAUUGAGGUGCGUGAGUGAUCGUAUCUUACUUAAAGAAUUUCAGGAGUUAGAUUUGCCUUUGGUGGAAUGUCGAUAAGAGAGGGACAUCAAAAAUAAGUAAUUACUAAUUAACGAAUUAAUAUCCAAAUAUUAUCAUUACAUCAAAUUCAAAGCACUCAAACUCAGAAACUCUACCUCACUCACUCUAUAUAAGAAGGAGAAGAUCUUGUACUUUAAUAAAAUGCCACUCAAGUCAAUCUUUGAUGAAUUGAAAAUGAUUCUGGAAUUGGUCCAAAGAGCAUUUGAUGUUAUCGAAACCAAAAAAAAUGGUCAUUUGCGUUUCAAAGUGAAUCAGUACGUCUACUUGUUACUCAUGAAUGACCUAUUGAAAUAUUAUGGGUGUGGAUUGAUUGCCUUUAAUUUACUCAUUAAGAAAGUUCAAGAUUUACAAUCUAAUGAUCUUCUUCAAAUAAUUGCAAUAUCCAAAUCCAUGGUAAAUUUCGGCAAUAAGUUUGAAGAGUUCAUCCAUCAAUGCGGAUACAUAGAAGGAUUUGAGAAUGUCAAAUUGGAUUAUAAGGUGCCACAAUAUUAAUUAAUAGGUAAAUGAGGAUGUAGUGAAUUUGGUUACUUAAUAUCUGGAUCAAAUUGAAAUCUCUAAUGGAACCAAAUAGAUAAAGCUCAAUCAUUACAACACUCAGGCCGUUAUUAAGUUGAUCUGUAUAUAUAUGUGCAAUUCCAAUCAUAUUAGCUCAACCCAACCCUGAUGGCAGCUAAUACUUUGGCCCCAUUGUGAUCAAACAACCAACAAAAAUUCAAAUCUAUGUGAAUACAUAUAGAGACAAAUUUUCUGAGGACCUCUUCCAGAAUUUCUCCAACAAUUUUUCUUCCAAGUAUUCACAUUCUUCAUAACACUCCCUAGAUAUGUGCCUAUUCACGAGAGCUUCAAGAAACUACCUGAAAUCAUGUUAGAAGAAGAUAUCGAUUUCUUAUAAAAGGUUGGAGAAGAUCAAAAUAAGUUCCAUGUCAGAGAUACAAUUAAUUUGCUCUAUCCUGAUCCUUUUGAUGACAAAAUAUUUACUCAAUUUAAAAACAUUUUUAAUUAGUGA
Molecule: messenger RNA, 1387 nt
Organism: Paramecium octaurelia
Lineage: Eukaryota; Ciliophora; Oligohymenophorea; Peniculida; Parameciidae
Source: the annotation of a GenBank genome assembly